This is a messenger RNA of Adineta steineri, 513 nucleotides long. The record is from the annotation of a GenBank genome assembly. Lineage: Eukaryota; Metazoa; Rotifera; Eurotatoria; Adinetida; Adinetidae.
AUGAUUCAAGGCAAUAAAAUAAUCGUAAGCUCGGUUCAAUCUGCAGCUACACAUGCUGUUCCACGGCACCUCGAAUUUAUUGGCGUUAGUUUUUCAUUAAAUCUGAAAUAUUGUUAUUCAUCAGUAGGAAUAAUUUUCUUUUAUACUAAAGAUUCAACAGGCACUACAACAGCAACGGCAACAACUAAUACUGCAACAACGACAACCAAAACGACAUCAACGACGACUACUACUGCUGUUUAUUGUGCUAGUACUUGUACUGGCACGUUUAAUUCUUCUAUAAAUACUACUUCUUGUUCUCUUUAUUGUAAUGAUGGUGGUAGUUAUUAUUGUCAUACUACUUCUACUUAUUGUGCUGGUAAGUAUUAUGAUCCUGCUGGUUUUGGUUUUUGUGAUCCUGCUAGUAGUCGUUUUACUGGUACUUGUAAUACUACUGGUUAUUGUUGUGUUUAUGAUAAUUAUUUUCCUGAUUAUUAUUGUCUUAGUAAGGUCAGUUGUGGCUUUAGUGGCUAA